AUGGAGAUCGCUGAGCAGAACGUUGGCAAGUCUUGUGCCAUUGUCAACCUCAUCCCCCCAAAGGAGGGUAGCAACAUCUGGACGGCCAAGCAGGUCACCAUUGCUCGGAACCUUCCUCCCAAUCGUGGAACUGGCCGCCACCAGAUUGACUGGUCCUUUGGGCCCGUCAAGGUUACCGGUUAUGUUGAUACCACCAACUGGGAGAUUGGUGUGACUGUUAGCAUCAUGGGAAUCGACCUUGGCACCGUCUAUGGAAACCUCAGAGACGGAGUCGUCCUCAACGUUGACCUUUUCCUAGCCAAGGGCCAGGUCCGGUUCUACCUGAAGAACGGCAACGAAGUUUGGGUUCACCUGAGUGUUGAGAUCAGAUUCGACGGAAAGUUCGAGGGCGACUACAAGAUUAUCACAGUUUAG
Molecule: messenger RNA, 414 nt
Organism: Cordyceps militaris CM01
Lineage: Eukaryota; Fungi; Ascomycota; Sordariomycetes; Hypocreales; Cordycipitaceae
Exons: 3
Coding region: 1-414 (137 amino acids)
Source: RefSeq, a predicted model, not a curated record